UGGCGUGUUCUCUCAGGGGACGCAUUUGAUGAGUUUUCUUUUCUUGCAUUGCACAGCCUCAAACAAAGUGAUGCAACGCACGCGCAGCCUCGACCGAUUUGUUCCAUGCCUGCGCUGUAUUCGUAUUCGCUCGAGAGCCUUGACCCCGUGGCGCUGUGAUUGAUGCAUGCCGAUAUAUCAUGAAACACAUCGACUUCUUUGUUGUCAUGUAAAUCGACCAGGCACUUCGCUCUUUCAUCAAUUGCGUAUGCUCACUCGCUGACUUGAUCCUACAUUCCUUUCUCUCCCGUGUCUUUGUUCACUUGCCCGACCUUGGCUCUUUUCCCCAUCCACCUAGUUAUUCUGCUGAAGCGACACAGUGCAGCCGCCAACCAAAGAAUCAAUCGCCAUGGCUUCAUCCGAAUUCGCAGGAAGCACGACGGCCACCAUGUCUACCGGAUCACCCUCAGUUAAUGUCUCGCGUGAGGCGACAUGGAAGGCCCAAGGAUUCCACGCCUCAUCACGCAAGCCGCAGCCGCACCACCUGGAGAUGGAGGACUACUUCGCCGGCCCUCGCGACAUGGCCCGUCACUCCAAGCUGCCCUUCUUCAUGCGCCUGCACGGCAGCGUCCUGCCCAAGAUGCUCCUCCCGCUGCUGUUCAUCGGCGGCUGGGCAACCGCCAUCACCACAAUCUCAAAGUUCACACGCGUCCACCUGGGCAUCAACUCGCUCCUCUUGACCGUGCUGGGUUUUGUUGUCGGUCUGGCUCUGUCGUUCCGCUCGUCAACAGCCUAUGAGCGCUACAACGACGGACGCAAGUACUGGUCGCAGCUGAUGCUCACCUCUCGCAAUCUGGCUCGUCUGAUCUGGGUCCACGUCGAGGAGAGACACAGUGUGUCGGAAGAGCUGGGAAAACAAGACUUGCUGGCCAAGCUCAGCGCCCUCAACCUCCUCAAUGCCUUUGCUGUUGCUCUCAAGCAUCGCCUGCGCUUCGAGCCCGCCAUCGAGUACCCCGAUCUGGAGCCAUUGGUCGCCCAUCUCGAUCUCAUGGCUGGCACGGCCGACCAAGCCGCUCUGCGCAAGAGAAAGCCUACACCUUGGAAGUCUGCCGGCGAAUACUUGGGCGUGUCCUUUGCCGAGUCCAACCCUCGCAAGCUGAUCAAGCGCGCCAACGACAACCUGGGCAACCCGCCGCUCGAAAUCUUGACGUACCUGUCGUCAUACAUGGAGCAUGUCUUCCAGGAGAAGACCAUGACGGGCCCCAUCCAUCAGACUUGGGCCAUGAACAACAUCGGCUCGCUCGCAGACGUCCUCACCGGUACCGAGCGUGUCCUCAACACACCACUGCCAAUCGCCUACACCAUCUCCAUCUCGCAAAUCACCUGGGCCUAUGUUCUUGUUCUGCCCUUUCAGCUCUACAACUACCUCCAUUGGGUCACCAUUCCUGGCACCAUGCUUGCCGCCUACAUCAUCCUUGGUCUCUCUAAGAUCGGCACUGAAAUCGAGAAUCCCUUUGGCAACGACGUCAACGACCUCCCCCUGGACGACUACUGCCGUGAGCUGGCUGCCGAUAUCGAUGUCAUGACCAGUACGCCCCCACCUCGUGUCGAGGACUGGGCCCAUGCCUCUAACAACCGUGUGCUCCAUCCUCUCAGCGCCACCGGCUUCCAAGGCUGGGAACACAGAAGUCUCGAGGACAUUCGUGAGGCCCUCAGAGCAAAGGCCACCACAACUGUCAGAUCCAUCCACGCUGAGAGACCUGAUACCCCUUUUGCCGAGCCCAAGGUUUCUACCGUUUGAGAUGCUCGAAUGUAGGUAUGCUACGGUCAAUAGUCCUAGCCACGAUCAAAAGUUUUCUUCCUUUCCAUAUCGCCUGCCUCUCGUUGUAUCACUCUGUGCUGUCACUCCACGCUUGACUGUGUUUACCCCGUCAAGAUAACAUAUUUGUUUCUUAUACUUGAUUCUUCAUUCUUUCUGAGCGUGUUUCCUCAAUGAUUCCAACGCUAUACACGUGCACCACAUCAGCUAGAUACCGAACAUCGCGUGUAAAAUCCCAGAUGGUAAAGGCUGUAUAUGAGCAACAACAAUGUAAUGGCUGCUCAAGAGAGGAUGGAUGUGUAUGCAUUUAUGUUUUUCUAGUCGUACCAGAUAGCGUUCAUACCAAAACCAGGCUCCUUGACAUCGCAAUGAGCAACACGGCCAAGGAACUCUUCGUUCCACCUGUAGAUCUCGAUGAAGCCCUUUUCAUCAUCGGUCAAAG
Messenger RNA from Aureobasidium pullulans EXF-150, 2240 nucleotides. RefSeq lists its product as uncharacterized. The transcript is spliced from 2 exons. Gene Ontology annotation, molecular function: chloride channel activity. The record is from RefSeq and is a predicted model, not a curated record. The coding region runs from base 389 to 1780 and encodes 463 amino acids. NCBI's taxonomy places the organism in Eukaryota, Fungi, Ascomycota, Dothideomycetes, Dothideales, Saccotheciaceae.